Messenger RNA from Dichomitus squalens LYAD-421 SS1, 2061 nucleotides. Its product is annotated as Metallo-dependent phosphatase. Gene Ontology annotation, molecular function: sphingomyelin phosphodiesterase activity. Gene Ontology annotation, biological process: sphingomyelin catabolic process. The record is from RefSeq and is a predicted model, not a curated record. Lineage: Eukaryota; Fungi; Basidiomycota; Agaricomycetes; Polyporales; Polyporaceae. Bases 1 to 2061 code for a protein of 686 amino acids. The transcript is spliced from 20 exons.
AUGUUGUCGCGUAGGAUUUGGGGCGUCGCGGCCGCAUCGGCCGUCGUGUUCUCCAUACCCGCCGUCGCUGAACCAGUGCCGGUGGAGAGCCUGGGUCCUUCCUCGUUCGCGGCUCCCGGACUUUUCCCCGCGUCACUCUACAAGCAUUACUACAACAACCCCACGGCGACGUCGGCGCAGCCACAGCCUGUGAUCUCUGACCCGGUUCUGGCGAGUCACACGACUUACCCGUUCGACCUCACGAAUCCUGCUACGAUCCCGAAAAACAACACCAAGGAUCCGCAUCCUUUGCCGCCCAAGGCGUCCUCCGGCCAGAUCCUCGAGGCUGCGUUCCAACAGGUCCUGUCCAUCGCGAACAACUCCAACUUCGAGACCAACUGUGCAAAGUGUCAAGCGGGCCUUCAGGCUGCCAAGUUCCUCGCGUUGGCAGCGCCGGAGCUCGGGCCAGAGCUUGCGGUGCGCCUGUGCGAGCACUUCGACUUCAACAGCGACUGUCCCACCCAAUUCGGUGCCCAAACCCUCGGCGCGACAAUCACUCAAGUGGUUGCCGAGGCCGAUGUUGGGGGCCUAGAUGGACAGGCGAUUUGCAGCCAUUUCAUCUCAGGUCUCUGUCCGCUCCCGCCCACGACACCCCUGGACCUCACCAACUGGUUCACGAAGCCAAAGCCAAGCCCUCUUCCUGCAGCGAAGAAGCCCUCCGGAAAGCGCCUCAAGGUUCUGCAUCUGUCCGACUUCCACAUCGAUCCCCGGUACACGACCGGCGCGGAGGCGAACUGCACGACGGGCCUGUGCUGUCGCGAGAACAACCUCCACUCGCCUACCCCUGGCCAGAUCUCCUUCCCCGCGCCGCGCUACGGAGCGUACCUCUGCGAUUCGCCGUUCUCUUUGGCGGCGGCGGUGCUCCAGUCUAUUCCGGUGCUAGCAGGCACCGAGAAGACAGGAUUUGACUUCACGGUAUAUACCGGCGAUCUUGUGUCCCACGACUCCGAGAACCAGCUUUCAAGGGACUACAUCCUUUACACCGAGACCGUCAUCUACGACCUGUUCAAGCGGACGCUCGGCGCGGGGCCGGUCUAUGCAGCGCUUGGUAACCACGAUACAUACAACCAGGCUCAGGAUGCUCCUGAAGCUCUCGGUGGCGAGCUCGGUCAACAGUUCAGCUGGAACUACGACCAUGUCUCUUCCCUCUGGGAGUACGAGGGGUGGAUCCCGAAGUCUGCUGGAGACCUUUCCCGUGCGCACUACGCCGGGUACAUGGUUCGCCGCACAGACGGUCUUCGUGUAAUCACCUUGAACACCGACUUUUGUGCCGCCAACAUGUUUGCGUACAUUAACAUGACGAACCCCGACGUCUCCGGCAUGCUGCGCUUCCUUACGGACGAGCUGCAGGCUGCUGAGGAUGCAGGCGACUCCGUAUGGAUCUUGGGCCAUGUGUUGACCGGCUGGGACGGGAGCAACCCCCUCCAAAACCCUACCGACCUCUGUAAGUCGAACAUCGUCGACCGGUUCUCACCGCAUGUCAUCAAGGCCAUGUUCUGGGGUCAUACCCACGAGGAUCAAGUCAUGAUAUAUUACGCGAACAACGCCACCGUCAUCAGUGCAGAGACUGCAGGUGCAGUUGGAUGGAUCGGGCCGUCCGUCACUCCCUUGACUAAUCUCAACUCCGGGUUCCGCGUGUAUGAGGUCGACUCUGCCACCUUUGAGAUACUCGACGCGCACACAUGGAGGAGUGACGUCAACUCGUUCCCCAACCUUGACGGACAGACCCGCUUUGGGCCCACGUAUGAGUACGAGUACAACACCCGCCAGACCUAUGGCGCCAACGUCACUGGCUGGGGCCCUAACGACCCGCUCAACGCCACCUGGUGGCAUCAUGUCACUGAAGCUAUGGAAGUGGACAACACCCUAGUCACUGUCUUCAACACUUUACAAGGCAAAGGUUCAGUUCUCACCGCACCAUGCACUGGAGAGUGCAUCCCCGCGAAGAUCUGCUACAUUCGCAGCGGCAGUGCUUCGCUUGCGAAACAGAAUUGUCCUCUCGGCUUUGGCUCCGUUCAGUAG